Molecule: messenger RNA, 1423 nt
Organism: Pollicipes pollicipes
Lineage: Eukaryota; Metazoa; Arthropoda; Thecostraca; Pollicipedomorpha; Pollicipedidae
Product: transcriptional enhancer factor TEF-1
Biological process (GO): hippo signaling; regulation of transcription by RNA polymerase II; embryonic organ development
Cellular component (GO): transcription regulator complex
Molecular function (GO): RNA polymerase II cis-regulatory region sequence-specific DNA binding; DNA-binding transcription factor activity, RNA polymerase II-specific
Source: RefSeq, a predicted model, not a curated record
GAUGACUACAUGGACGACAAGAACUGUGACGGCAACGACGCCGAGGGCGUCUGGAGCCAGGAUAUCGAGCAGUCGUUCCACGAGGCGCUGGCUAUCUACCCGCCAUGCGGCCGCCGCAAGAUCAUCCUCAGCGAUGAGGGCAAGAUGUACGGGCGCAAUGAGCUGAUCGCGCGCUACAUCAAGCUGCGCACGGGCAAGUGUCGCACGCGGAAACAGGUCAGCUCGCACAUCCAGGUGCUGGCGCGACGGAAGCUGCGCGAGCUGCAGACCAAGAUGAAGCAAAACUCGUCGCCGCUGAUGUCACUGCAGGAGCACCACGCCAAGGAGAAGGCGCUGCACUCGGUGGCGGCCAUGACGUCGGCGCAGAUCGUGUCCGCCUCCAACAUGCAGCACAAGAGCCUGUCCAGCUUCGGCCUGCCGGCCUCCAACUACGCCGGUCCGGGCGGCGUCGGCGGCUUCUGGCAGGCGGGCCUGCAGGUCGGCAUGUCGCAGGACGUGAAGCCGUUCGGCCAGCACCCGUACGGCAUGCCGGCCAAGCCGGCGGCCAGCGCGGCCGACAUGUCGCUGCUGGGCCAGCCGCCGGCGCCGGCGCCUGCCUGGGAGGGGCGCAGCAUCGCCACGCAGAAGCUGCGCCUGGUGGAGUACUCGGCCUUCAUGGAGGUGGCGCCGCAGACGCGGGAGCACCAGGCCGCCGCCGACGUGUACAACAAGCAUCUGUUCGUGCACAUCGGCGGCCCGGGCUCGUACGAUCCGCUGGAGGCCAUAGGCAUCACGCAGAUCUACGAUAAGUUCCCCGACAAGAAGGGCGGCCUGCGCGAGCUCUACGACAAGGGUCCGGCCAACGCCUUCUUCCUGGUCAAGUUCUGGGCUGACCUCAACACCAGUGUGCAGGACGCCAGCGGCGCCUUCUACGGUGUCACCAGCCAGUACGAGUCGCCCGAGAACAUGACCAUCACCUGCUCCACCAAGGUCUGCUCCUUCGGCAAGCAGGUGGUGGAGAAGGUGGAGACCGAGUACGCCAGGUUCGAGAACGGUCGCUUCUUCUACCGCAUCAACCGGUCGCCCAUGUGCGAGUACAUGGUCAACUUCAUUCACAAGCUCAAGCACCUGCCCGAGAAGUACAUGAUGAACAGCGUGCUGGAGAACUUCACCAUUCUGCAGGUGGUGACGAAUCGCGACACCCAGGAGACGCUGCUCUGCAUCGCGUUCGUGUUCGAGGUGUCCACCUCCGAGCACGGCGCCCAGCACCACAUAUACCGCCUGGUGAAGGACUGAUCAGCCACCGCAUCCGCCAUCGUCCAUCGCCUGGGCACGAGCGGCGCCCAGCGCAGCAUCUGUCCUCGCCUGUGAUCCGGUCCGGCUCGCGCCCCGGCCCGGCCCGGUCCGCUGGAGCCGCGCGAGGCCGCCGGCGCCGGCGACGCCG